CACGCAAGUAACUCAAAUGGACAGAACGUCUUCGACGAGAUAUAUUUGUUGAAAAGUACUAGCAGCUGUCUUUAAUUAUAUUAAAUUAUUGUAGUAUUCUUUAGUGUAAAAAUGGGCUCAGAUUACGCGCACAGAAAAUGGUGUCACCUGCGAAAAGUUUUGGAAAGGUCCGGGCCGUUUUGUAGGCCCGACUUUGAACCGUCGCCAAACACUUUACAGUUUCUAAGCGAAAAUUGCAAGUUAUUAGUAAUCGGGGCAGGAGGAUUAGGCUGCGAACUUCUCAAGGAUUUGGCGCUGAUGGGAUUCGGACAGAUUCAUCUAAUCGAUAUGGAUACUAUUGAACUUUCUAACCUCAAUAGGCAGUUUUUGUUCCGUCAUAACGAUAUCGGUGCCUCAAAGGCUGAGGUUGCAGCAAAAUUUAUAAACACACGAAUACCCGGAUGCAAUGUCACACCUCACUUUUGUAAAAUACAGGACAAAGACGAGGCGUUCUAUCGACAAUUUCACAUCGUAAUCUCAGGCCUAGACUCUAUUGUUGCCAGACGAUGGAUUAACGGCAUGUUGAUAUCUCUCUUAAAUUAUGAAAAUGGAGAACUGGAUCAGUCUAGUGUCAUACCAAUGAUAGACGGAGGUACGGAAGGAUUUAAAGGAAAUGCCAGGGUGAUUUUGCCUGGCCUGACUGCCUGUAUCGAAUGUACAUUAGAUCUUUAUCCUCCACAGGUUACAUAUCCACUUUGCACCAUAGCAAACACCCCACGUUUACCCGAACACUGCAUCGAGUACGUAAAAGUAAUACAAUGGGCGAAAGAAAAUCCAUUUGAUUGCCCCAUCGAUGGGGAUGAUCCACAGCAUAUAAAUUGGAUUUAUGAAAAAUCAAACGAAAGGGCUGUUCAGUUCAGCAUUCAAGGCCUGACGUAUAGACUAGUUCAGGGUGUUGUUAAAAAUAUUAUACCCGCCGUUGCGUCUACCAAUGCAGUUAUUGCUGCAUCGUGUAGUACAGAAGUAUUCAAACUAGCAACCAGUUGUUGUUCAUCACUGAACAAUUACAUGGUAUUGAAUGAUUUGGAUGGGAUUUACACUUACACAUAUGAAGCUGAGAAGAAAGAUGAUUGUCUAGCUUGCAGCCAGAUCCCAAGAGAAAUACAAAUCAGCAAUUCGGCACUCAAGCUGAAAGAUUUGUUAGCAAUUUUAUGUGAGAGGAUUGAUCUGCAGAUGAAGAAUCCUGGUAUAACUGCAAAUGUCGAUGGGAAAAACAAAACUCUUUACAUGCAAACAGUAGCUAGCAUCGAGGAGAAAACCCGAGAAAAUUUGAACAGAUCCCUUAUUGAACUAGGUUUGAAGAAUGGAUCUGAAAUAAUGGUGGCUGACAGUACGACGCCAAAUACAGUUGUAAUGAAACUAAAAUUUCCAACCAGUACUACAGAUGUAGAAAUGUUAUAACUCUCAUCGGACAUUUUUUUACACAUGAUAAUCAUGUGAUAGAGAAAAUAUUGUCUAUAUAUUGAAUCCUAAGAUAUUUAUAUAUAAAUUGAUUA
Molecule: messenger RNA, 1535 nt
Organism: Diprion similis
Lineage: Eukaryota; Metazoa; Arthropoda; Insecta; Hymenoptera; Diprionidae
Gene: Uba3
Product: NEDD8-activating enzyme E1 catalytic subunit
Exons: 4
Coding region: 112-1440 (442 amino acids)
Biological process (GO): protein neddylation
Cellular component (GO): nucleus; cytoplasm
Molecular function (GO): NEDD8 activating enzyme activity
Source: RefSeq, a predicted model, not a curated record